Messenger RNA from Vitis vinifera (wine grape), 1009 nucleotides. RefSeq names its product peroxidase 5-like. The transcript has 2 exons. Gene Ontology annotation, biological process: hydrogen peroxide catabolic process; response to oxidative stress. Gene Ontology annotation, cellular component: plant-type cell wall; plasmodesma. Gene Ontology annotation, molecular function: peroxidase activity; heme binding. The coding region runs from base 49 to 987 and encodes 312 amino acids. NCBI's taxonomy places the organism in Eukaryota, Viridiplantae, Streptophyta, Magnoliopsida, Vitales, Vitaceae. The record is from RefSeq and is a predicted model, not a curated record.
CUUGCAUGGCUCCUAUGCUUGAUUUUUGCUCAUCUUUCUGCAUCUACAAUGGCUUUUCCACGAUCAUCAUUAUCAUCAUCCCUUAAAGUUGGCUUCUAUGGAUCAACAUGUCCAUCUGCGGAGGCAGUUGUGAGAAAGACUGUAGAUAAAGCUGUGUCCCGGAAUCUUGGCAUUGCUGCUGGCCUCAUUAGAAUGCAUUUCCACGACUGCUUUGUGAGGGGUUGUGAUGCUUCUGUACUACUGGAUUCCACACCAGGCAACCUUUCCGAGAAAGAACAUCCAGCCAACAACCCAAGCUUAAGAGGCUUCCAAGUCAUCAAUAAGGCAAAAGCCAAACUUGAGGCUCUGUGCCCGGAAACCGUUUCAUGUGCGGACAUAAUUGCUUUUGCAGCUCGUGAUGGUGCCUUAAAAGUGGGGGGAAUCAACUAUACUGUGCCAGGAGGCCGCCGUGAUGGGCGCGUAUCUCGCAAAGAUGAAGUGGCUGAAAGUCUGCCUCCUCCCCACUUCAAUGCCGAACAACUUGAGCUCAGGUUUGCUCGAAAAGGUUUGUCGCUUGAUGAGAUGGUGACGCUCUCUGGGGCGCAUUCUAUUGGCAUGUCUCAUUGCUCCUCCUUCUCAAAACGCCUCUACUCCAAUGGCACUCAUGCCCACGAUCCUUCUAUGCGUCGAAAAUAUGUAUCCUUUUUGAGAACCAAAUGCCACCCACAAAGAAAUGGAGGUCAAAAUCCUACUGUCCCUCUUGAAGCUAAAACACCUGGCCGCUUGGACAACAAAUACUACAAGGAAUUGGAGAAGCACCGGGGGCUAUUGAAUUCAGACCAGACGUUGAUGAGCAGUCAAUCAACAGCAUGGAUGGUGAGGAACAAUGCAAGGCAUGGAUCUACAUGGGCUGCCAAGUUUGCAGCAGCAAUGGUGCACAUGGGUUCGAUUGAUGUCCUCACUGAGACACAGGGUGAGAUCAGGAGGAGUUGCCAUGUAGUGAACUAAUUAAUCUUUUGUAAUUGUUUUA